CCAUACACUAAUCCUAAAACAGUAGUUGUAGUUUUAAGCCAAAUUAACUUCAAAAAAUGACUGCAUGGAAAUGGAGUGUGUUGUUAGUAGUGAAAGAGAAUUCUGUUUUUUAAGGACAAGCAACAAAAAGACAAAUCAAUGAUUACUGACUGACCUAGAUGAAGAAACUAUUAAAAUCAGGUGGGAUGGUAGAUCUUCAUACAUUGGUGGUAUUGCUUGUGGAAUAUAUGUAUCAGUAAUAUGGAUAAAAUUAUGGCCACUUAAAUCAAAAUUAAUGUAGAUAAAAGUUUUUUUGAGGAUUAGAUUAUCAACAAACUAAGCAGAGAUUAUAUAAGUCUACAAGCAGGGACUAUAUUUCUCAGGCGCCAGAGGAAUAGAAUUUUUGUGAGCAAAUGUCUGUCCAUUUCAUUUGAACACUUGUCCCCAAAUUCUCUGCUAAAAUCUUUGGCAGAAAAUUAGCAAUGUGGGCACAUAUUAAUUUAGGAUAAAUUUUUCUUAGUUUAUUGUAAAAUGCUUUAUUAUUUUAUCUUUGUUUCCCCUUUUUCUCUCCCAUUCCUGUUGUUUCUCUUUCAUACCAGACUGGUGCCUUUAUGAAGGUUAAAUCUCCCUGAUUUCUUAGUUUCAAAGAACUGUGGACUUGAUCAUAUUGACUUUACUCCAUGGGAUCACCUCUCAUGGCCAAUUCCUCCUGUGUUACUGAAUUCUUCCUGCUGGGUUUCUCCAGUCUUGGGGAAUUGCAACUUAUCCUCUUUGUGGUCUUUCUCUGCCUUUAUUUGAUCAUCUUGAGUGGAAACAUCACCAUCAUCUCAGUCAUCUGCUUGGAUCACAGCCUCCACACACCCAUGUACUUCUUUCUAUGUGUCCUUUCUACAUCUGAAACUUUCUACACAAUUGUCAUUCUGCCCAAGAUGCUUAUCAAUCUGCUCUCGGUGCUCAGGACACUGUCCUUUGUGAGUUGUGCUUCACAGAUGUACUUCUUUCUUGGUUUUGCUGUCACCAAUUGCCUGCUUCUGGGAGUGAUGGGCUAUGAUCGCUAUGCUGCCAUCUGUCAGCCUUUGCACUACCCCAUUCUCAUGAGCUGGAGAGUUUGUGGGCAACUGGCAGUGACUUGUAUUAUCAGUGGUUUCCUAAUAUCUCUACUGGGAACAACUUUGGUCUUUAGCCUCACUUUCUGUGGCUCCAACAAGGUCAACCAUUAUUUUUGUGACAUUUCACCAGUCAUCCGCCUCGCUUAUGCUGAAACCUACAUUAAUGAACUGGUCAUCUUCAUUGGUGGGGUCUUGGUCCUUGUUGUGCCCUUGAUCUUCAUCUGCAUCUCUUAUGGAUUUAUCACCUCUGCUAUCCUGAAGAUCUCAUCAGCUGAAGGCAAGGGAAAAGCAUUCUCCACCUGUGCCUCCCAUCUCAUUGUGGUCAUUGUCCACUACGGCUGUGCUUCUUUUGUCUACCUGCGACCCUCAGCCAAAUAUACAUCAGGAAAAGACAGGCUGGUGACGGUAACCUAUACAGUCAUCACCCCACUGUUGAACCCUAUGGUAUAUAGCCUCAGGAACAAAGAUGUACAGCUGGCUAUUAGGAAAAUGAUUGAGAAGGCUAGGUUAAGAUUUUAUAAUUCUGUUAAGACUUUAUAAUUAAUUUCUUUUUCAAUAGUACACACACAUUUGGAUCAAACAUAUCACUAAUGUUUAAGUCAUGAAAGUUUCUAGUCUAUUCAUCUGUAUAACUCUGUGGCCUUGGAUGAGUUUUUUUGACAUUGUGAGGCUGUAGUGUUCCUAUGUAAAACAGACAGUAGUAUGUUCAUCUCAAGGCUUUUGCCAAAUUAAGGGCAAAGUUUCCUUGUCAAGGCAACUAUCACUAAAAGACAACUCCGCUGCUCCUACUCUUCCUCCUGAGACAGUUCUCAAAAGGAUCUUAACAGCCAUUAUCUCUUACCCUAUGUUUGGCUUGCGAGCCACAAAUCUCUGAUUGUCUCCUUUGUUUAAGAUUAUGCCCAGCUGAAAAUGAGUUUCUGAGGCCUGAAUAUAGUGUGGAUAUAGGAGGAACACAUGAUGGGGGGAAAAGCUACUGUACUAGUAAUUAGAAAAUUAUUUAGGUCAUGACUUUAAGAAAACUACGGUUGUUCCCCAAAUCUAAACUUAAUAUAUAGAAUAUAGAGAUAAUAUAAUUUUCCUUUUAUACUUUGCAAGGUUUUUGUUUGUAUCUAAUGGAUAAGAUGAAAGUAAGCAUAAGUAAAAUGCAAAGCUGGAUAGAACUUAAGACUCUUAGGACUUAAGAGUCAGUCUAAGACUUUAAGUCUUAAGACUCUUAAGACUUAAAAUCAAUUUAAGACUUUACACAUCUCUGCAUGACCUUCUAUUUCUUUCAGAUUCUCCAAAAAUUAUAUUUCCAAGUGUCAUUUCUGACCAGUCAUUUGAACUACUCCUUAUAUAACAGGGAAUGUGCUACAUCAAAAACACAUCUACAUGUGAAACAACUCCUUCAGAACACCUUAUGAAAGUUGGCAGAAGACCCCAGACUUCCAAAAAGACAAACUAAUCUCCACAGAAUGAAAUAGGGCAAAAUAUAUAAGAAAAUAAAGAGACAAAGGAUUUGGAACAAGCACCUGUGCCUCGGAGAGGGCUCCACGAAGGAGGAAAGUUUCCUCACACUUGGAAACCCUCUCAUGGGUGGGGAAAG
Molecule: messenger RNA, 2673 nt
Organism: Odocoileus virginianus texanus
Lineage: Eukaryota; Metazoa; Chordata; Mammalia; Artiodactyla; Cervidae
Product: olfactory receptor 10R2-like
Biological process (GO): G protein-coupled receptor signaling pathway; detection of chemical stimulus involved in sensory perception of smell
Cellular component (GO): plasma membrane
Molecular function (GO): olfactory receptor activity; G protein-coupled receptor activity
Source: RefSeq, a predicted model, not a curated record